UUGUUCCAGAAACCACAACUGCGGCCGAUGAUAGCCGAAUAUGAUCCUAAGAGAAAAGGAGUCAAAAAUGACUUGUCAGAUGUCGUUAUGGUCAAGUACAAAGUUGAUCCAAAUGAGAUUCCGGUGGAACAACAGGCGGGCUCGACCCUCCCUCUCAUGGAAAUACCCGGUCGGGAUAUUGAGGCGGACGAGGACUAUAACCCCUUCGACCACAGAAAACUGGCUCACCCCACCUCGGACAUGGAUACUCUUAUCCACUUGCUCAAGGGAUCAUUGGGCAGUGGUAUAUUGGCCAUGCCCAUGGCCUUCAUGAACGCCGGUCUCUACUUUGGUCUAGUGGCGACCUUCCUUAUCGGUGGCAUUUGCACGUACUGCGUCCACGUGUUGGUCAAAACGUCUCACGAACUCUGUAAGCGGAUACAAAAACCCUCGCUAGGAUUCGCAGAGACUGCGGAGGCCGCGUUCUUAUCUGGACCGCCAGCUGUGCAUAAAUUUUCGAGACUCGCCAAAGCUAUAAUAAAUUGGUUCCUCGUAGUAGACUUAUUGGGCUGUUGCUGCGUCUACAUCGUAUUUAUAUCAACAAACGUUAAGCAAGUGGUAGACUUCUACGCCGAGAAAAGUGACUGGCUCCACCACGACCUGGAUCUGCGUAUAUACAUGGUUGCGUUACUGCCGUUCCUCAUUGCAAUGAACCUCAUUCGGAAUCUCAAGUAUCUGGCGCCGUUCUCCAUGAUUGCGAAUCUUUUAGUCGGAACCGGCAUGGGCAUCACCUUUUAUUACCUCUACCAAGAUAUUCCAAGCAUCAGUGAUCGUAAACCCUUCGCUGGAUUCGAGCGCCUUCCUACUUUCUUUGGAACCGCUAUUUUCGCUCUUGAAGGUAUCGGUGUCGUGAUGCCACUCGAGAAUAACAUGAAGACUCCCACUCACUUCAUCGGCUGCCCCGGAGUCCUGAACACUGGCAUGUUCUUCGUAGUUUCCCUUUAUGCUAUUGUAGGAUUCUCAGGAUACCUCAAAUACGGAGAUGCAACUGGAGCCAGUAUUACAUUGAACUUGCCCCAAGACGAAGUGUUGGGCCAGAGUGUGAAAUUGAUGAUCGCCGUUGCCAUCUUCUUCACGUACAGUCUUCAGUUCUACGUGCCCAUGGAAAUCAUCUGGAAGAACGUGCGUCACAUGUUCGGCUCCAAGAAGAACAUCGCUGAGUACAGCAUCAGGAUCGGCAUCGUCAUCAUGACCCUCUGCACCGCGGUCGCCAUCCCCAACCUGGGCCCGUUCAUCUCGUUGGUAGGCGCCGUCUGCCUCUCCUUCCUGGGUCUCAUCUUCCCAGCCGUCAUCGAGACCGUCACCUUCUGGGACCGCCCCAAUGGUCUCGGUCGUUUCAACUGGGUCCUCUGGAAGAACAUGUUCUUAAUCUGCUUCGGCAUCCUCGGCUUCCUCACAGGUUCCUAUGUUAGUAUUUUAGAUAUAAUCAAGGGUGAAGACUAA
Messenger RNA from Danaus chrysippus (African queen), 1482 nucleotides. The record is from the annotation of a GenBank genome assembly. Lineage: Eukaryota; Metazoa; Arthropoda; Insecta; Lepidoptera; Nymphalidae.